AUGACAUUAGAUGAUAUAGAAAAUAAUAAUAAUGACCAUGGUCAAUUUAUGCCAAUGUAUGAUGAAGGUGUUAAUUUUCCAUCCUACUCAAACAAUUUUCAACCAUUAAAAAUUGAAAAAAAUGAUAAAGAAGAUAGACAAGUUACAUGUUCAAUAGUUUUAUUUGUUUUGGGUUUUUUAUUAUUAAUUCCUUGGAUAAUAAAUGUCAUUAAUAUAAAAAGUAAAAAUAAAAUGGCAAGAGGAUUUAGUAUCGCAUCAGUAGUUUUGUUUAGUUUAUCAAUAGCCAUAAUAGUGAUUUUUGUAAUUUUUUUUAUUUUUUUAAUCACAUCUUUGCAUAAUAGUCAUAGAGAAGAUAGAUAA
Molecule: messenger RNA, 360 nt
Organism: Dictyostelium discoideum AX4
Lineage: Eukaryota; Evosea; Eumycetozoa; Dictyosteliales; Dictyosteliaceae
Exons: 2
Coding region: 1-360 (119 amino acids)
Cellular component (GO): membrane
Source: RefSeq, a predicted model, not a curated record